CACACAAUACACAUUCGCCGAUGAUAAUUUUCAGUGUUUUUGUGAUAAACCUGACAAUUUUCUUGAAAUUUUUGCAAAAAGUUCUUCAAAAAUCAGAAUUCAAGUUGUACUUUCUUCACCGGAAUCAUAAUUCACCUCCAAAAUGAAUCCUAUGACGAACAUGAAAAAUGUAGUAAAGCUCAGCGAACGAGAGCUAACAUCCAAUUCUAAAUCUUCCUGGCAUGACGAAUACAAAGGCAGUGCUUGGAUUUUCGUCGGUGGUUUACCCUACGAUCUUUCAGAAGGAGAUCUCACCUCAGUUUUUUCUCAGUAUGGAGAAAUCGCAAACAUGAACUACGUUCGCGAUAAAGAAACCGGCAAACCGAAAGGAUUCUGUUUUAUCUGCUACGAAGAUCAAAGAAGUACCAUUCUAGCUGUAGACAAUUUCAACGGAAUCAAACUUCUUGGUCGAACCCUUAGAGUAGAUCAUGUGAAGGAUUACAAACCACCUAAAGAUAAAGACGAUAAAAAUAAACGGAAACGAGGCGAUUUCAAUGAUCGAAAAGAUCACAGAGAUAACGAUGAAAAAAGAGACUGGAGGAAUCACGAUGAAAAGAGAGACCAAAAAGAACCCGAUGAAAAAAGAGACCGUAGUGAUUACGACGAAAAAAGAAACCAUAGAGAUUACGAUGAAAAAAGAGACCGUAGAGAUCACGAUGAGAGGAGGGAUCGAAGAGAUUACGAUGAAAAAAGAAAUCACAGAGAUUCUAGACGAUCGUGAACAAGAACUCGAAUCAAUUGCGAACAUUCGUCUUUCAAUUUUCCUUACUCUUUGCUUAUGAGAGUGUUGAUUUGCUGAACUGCCUUAACGAUUGAUUAAAUAAUGCAAUGAAAUGUUGAAUAUCCCAGAUUUGUCGAACUAUUGAAUAAAUACUGAACGUUUUUGUAUUUUUAAAUGAUUAGAUUCACUUUUAUCGAUUUCCAACCGAUUGAUUCGAACAUCGAUACGAUUUUUCGAUUCGAUCGAAUACCAAUACGAAAAUCCAAACUUCAUUCUAAGGAUCAUAUCUGAAGGAUUAUCAGCAUACCAUCAAGGUUUAGCAACUUUGAAAACUCUUCUCACGUCACCUCGUAUGAAUAAAAAGGAAAAACUCAUUAUUCCAAAUUAUUUAUUCACGUAUAAUAAUAUACAAAAUACAAAAUAGAUAAGUAUAUUUGCAACAGUAACAUAUAACACAGUUUAAUAAAAUGAAAAAAAAAAGUUAAAAAAAAGUAAUAAAAAAAAAAGAAAAGAAAAAAUACACGUAACUAUUUCAAUACCUAUUAGUUGGAUGUUACAAAAAAAUGCGUUAAUAAAA
This is a messenger RNA of Planococcus citri (citrus mealybug), 1337 nucleotides long. Its product is annotated as RNA-binding motif protein, X-linked 2-like. The record is from RefSeq and is a predicted model, not a curated record. Bases 143 to 760 code for a protein of 205 amino acids. Gene Ontology annotation, cellular component: U2 snRNP; precatalytic spliceosome; catalytic step 2 spliceosome. The transcript has 4 exons. NCBI's taxonomy places the organism in Eukaryota, Metazoa, Arthropoda, Insecta, Hemiptera, Pseudococcidae. Gene Ontology annotation, molecular function: RNA binding. Gene Ontology annotation, biological process: mRNA splicing, via spliceosome.